Molecule: messenger RNA, 2834 nt
Organism: Trifolium pratense (red clover)
Lineage: Eukaryota; Viridiplantae; Streptophyta; Magnoliopsida; Fabales; Fabaceae
Product: probable galacturonosyltransferase 4
Exons: 9
Coding region: 527-2515 (662 amino acids)
Molecular function (GO): polygalacturonate 4-alpha-galacturonosyltransferase activity
Source: RefSeq, a predicted model, not a curated record
CAAAAUUAACUAGAUUUGUUUCCAUAUUAUACAUCAAAUUUCCCCUUUUUAUCUCCUAAUUUUCUUUAUUUUACGCGUCAUUAAUUCAUUGUUUCCUUCUUUGUAAUCGUUUUAACCCCAAAAAGUUUCCGUUUGCAAAUAGUGACAGCAAAACAAAAAAACAACACAGAUUUCACAAAUUCAUACACACAGACACAGACAUCUCUCUCUCUCUCUCUCUCUCUCUGUUAAUUGCUUCUCUUUCUCUGUUUCUCAUCGUUUUUGUGAAUUUUCAACAUCAAAUUCACAAACCCAUUUAGAAAAAUUGCUGAUUUUUCAUUCUCUCUCUCUCUCUCUCUCUCUCUCUCUCUCUCUCUCUCUCUCUCUUUAAACUCAUUGUAACUGUCUGAAACAAUUCAAUCUUCCAUAACCCUUUUAUCCAAAGCUGAAAACUUUGCACUUUAAACUCAAUUCCAAACACACCCACAACAAAAAGAUUCAUUUUUUCUUCUUGUUUUCUGAUACAUAACAGAAAAAUAGGAUCUGAAUGAUGGGGGUUAGAAACAUUGUCUUGUUCUUACUUUGCAUCACUGUUGUUGCUCCUAUUGUUCUUUACACUGAUCGUCUUGGUUCUUUUGAAUCUCCACCUACAACCAAUGAAGAGUUUAUUGAAGAUGUUCCUGUUUUUCCUUUCAAUGCUGCAGACUCUGGCCAUUUGAAUCUGCUUCCUCAGGAAACUUCAACUGUUCUUAAGGAACCUAUUGGAGUUGUGUUUUCAAAUGAGGACUCAAUUGACAAAAGGAAUUUGCCUCGAGGUUUGCAAUUGGUGGAAUCAAGGGAGCAUGUGUCUGCGAGGGUAUUGUCGACGACAACUGAGGAAGAUCAAACUGAAAAGGAUAACACUAUCAAACUUGUGACGGAUGAAAUUAAGCAUGGAAAUCAAGGCGGUGAUGGCACCUCGGAGAAAAACGAUGCAAAUGGGGAAGAUGCUAUUGAUGUUGAUGACAAUGAUGGGAAACUCACUAAAUCGACUCGUGAUUCUACUCAAGAGCCACUUAUUAAGGGUACCAUGCUGGAGCAACAACAAGAAACAGAAACUUCUGGUGGAAAAAAGAAGAAAAGACCAGAGACAAACAAGCAAAAUGACCAAAUGCCAUCAGAUGCUCGGGUACUACAACUAAAAGAUCAACUCAUUCAAGCGAAGGUCUAUCUUUCCCUUCCAGUGAUUAAAAGCAACCCUCAGCUCACUCGGGAGCUUCGUUUAAGGAUGAAAGAAGUUUCACGAACACUCGGCGAUGCAACCAAAGAUUCUGAUUUACCUAGGAAUGCGAAAGAGAGGGUGAAGGCAAUGGAGCAAACAUUGUUGAAAGCUAAGCAAGUUCAAGCCGAUUGUGCUACUGUUGUGAAGAAGCUCAGGGCUAUGAUUCAUACUACGGAAGAGCAGCUACAUGUGCUCAAGAAGCAGACUUUGUUCUUAACACAAUUGACGGCAAAAACACUGCCAAAAGGUCUUCAUUGUCUUCCAUUGCGCCUCACAACCGAGUAUUAUAAGUUGAAUUCUUCUCAGCAACAGUUCGCUAAUCAAGAGAAGUUUGAAGACCCAAAACUAUACCAUUAUGCAAUUUUUUCAGACAAUAUAUUGGCAACAGCUGUUGUUGUCAACUCCACAGUUCUCAAUGCUAAGGAUGCAUCAAAACAUGUUUUCCACAUUGUUACCGAUAGGCUCAAUUAUGCAGCAAUGAGUAUGUGGUUUUUGGUAAAUCCACCUGGCAAGGCAACCAUUCAAGUUCAGAACAUUGAAGAAUUCACAUGGUUGAAUGCAAGUUACAGCCCUGUUCUUAAGCAGUUGGCUUCCCCGGCUAUGAUAGAUUAUUAUUUCAAGGCUCAUCGAGCAACUUCUGAUUCAAACCUAAAGUUUCGGAAUCCAAAGUAUUUAUCUAUCUUGAACCAUCUCCGUUUCUACCUUCCCGAGGUCUUUCCAAAGCUCAACAAAGUGCUGUUCUUGGAUGAUGAUUUAGUUGUGCAGAAGGAUCUGACUGGUCUUUGGUCAGUUGACUUGAAAGGAAACGUAAAUGGAGCUGUAGAAACUUGUGGAGAAAGUUUCCACCGAUUUGAUCGCUAUCUCAACUUUUCAAAUCCUCUUAUUGCAAAGAAUUUUGACCCACAUGCUUGUGGGUGGGCAUACGGUAUGAAUGUAUUUGAUUUAGUCGAAUGGAAGAGGCAAAAGAUCACAGAGGUGUAUCACAACUGGCAGAAUCUGAAUCAUGAUAGACAACUGUGGAAGCUAGGAACACUGCCACCAGGUCUCAUAACAUUCUGGAAACGUACUUUCCCACUGAACCGAUCGUGGCACGUGUUGGGUCUGGGCUACAAUCCCAACGUCAACCACAAAGAUAUUGAGCGGGCUGCUGUUAUGCACUACAAUGGGAACAUGAAGCCAUGGUUGGAGAUAAGUAUUCCCAAGUUUCGAGGUUACUGGACAAAAUAUGUCAACUAUGAUCAUCCAUAUUUGCGAGAAUGCAAUAUCAAUCCAUAGAUAGUCUAGAGGUGGGUCAUAAAACCUAAAUGUGUAGGGCUUCUGUUUUUUUUUAAAGCUUCAAAAUUCAUUUUUUGUAUAAGUUUUUUCAUGUUUUAUAUCUGUAUUUUUUGAAUUGGAACAUAGAAGAUUAAGAGCCAACAAAGUGCGGAGUUGCUAACUCUACUUGUAAAUGAAACAUGAAAUGAAGAGCAAUUUUUUAAGUCCUAGAUUGUGCCAUUUUUUCAAAACACCUCUUCAGUCAUGUAGUCUCUUCUUCCCUUUGUUGCUUUAUACAUGUUUCAUUUUAAGUUGAUACACUCUUCAAUUACCAGUGUAA